Anoplopoma fimbria (sablefish) is the source of this 6517-nucleotide messenger RNA. RefSeq names its product SAM and SH3 domain containing 1a (gene sash1a). The record is from RefSeq and is a predicted model, not a curated record. Bases 237 to 3917 code for a protein of 1226 amino acids. Gene Ontology annotation, molecular function: protein binding. The transcript has 20 exons. Lineage: Eukaryota; Metazoa; Chordata; Actinopteri; Perciformes; Anoplopomatidae.
ACUUGAAAUCGACGCCGGAGUUUGGUAAACAUGUCGGCACGCAGUUCACGCACUAAACCGCGGAUCGUGCCAAGCAAUGUUGGAGCGCUUCACCGGUGCGUCAAGGGCAACUUUCUGUAGGAGCAGCCAUUGGCACCCCCACAUCUCGUUUAUUGUCGGCGCUCGGGUCUACUGGGCUGGGAUUCAAGCUUUAGCACCAGAUCGGUCUGACUGAACAGCGACAUAAUUCUAACGUCAUGGAGGGGGAUCAGGGGACCGGUGCACCCUCCGAUGAGCCCCGGGCAGAAGGCGCUGCUGGGUCCGACAGUUUUUCCCAACUGUGGACAGACGUAAUGGGGAUGCUGGAUGGUUCUCUGGGAAACAUAGAUGACCUUGCCCAGGAGUACUCUGAGUACUACAACACCUGCUUCAGUGACGUCAAUGACCGCAUGGAGGAGCUACGCAAAAGACGAGUCUCCCAAGAGGUUGACAUGGAGAAACAAGAUCCAAGCAGCACAUCCCUGCAGCUCCGUUCAGAGAUCCAGGAAUCAUUAGGCUUCAGCAGUGAGGUGUCCACUCCAGAAACAGACAGAAAAAUGUCCCUGCACAAAUCUAGCUCUGAAGAAGGAUCUGGAGGUAAAUGGGACAACAAGAAGAAGAACAAAUCUUUUUGGCAGAACUUCCGCAAGUCUCAGCACAAACCCGUCAUGAGACAGGCAUCCAAAGGAGAAGACAUAGGCUAUGUGGCUAGUGAGAUCACCAUGAGCGAUGAGGAGCGAAUCCAACUCAUGAUGAUGGUGAAAGAGAAGAUGAUCACCGUUGAAGAAGCUCUUGCCCGGCUGAAGGAGUAUGAGCGCAGCAGACAGUCCAGCAGUACUGACACUGCAGAGUGGACUGAGGGAUCUGCAUCCAAUCUAAACCAGUCCUCAAACUGCAACUCUCGUGAACAGUCAGAUGAUGAGCAAUCAGAGGACUCUGUGAAGUUCAAACGGCUUCACAAGCUGGUAAACUCCACACGCCGGGUCAGGAAAAAGCUUAUCAAGGUGGAGGACGGCAAGAAACAUGGCUCUGAAGAUUUCUUGAAUCUGGGGACACCUCCCACCUGUGAGGACAACACAGCUCUGUAUACAGGGGUCCUAAAGAGGCCAGCUUUGCCCCAGGAGAUCUCCCUGCCCUCUCUCACCCAGGAUCAACUCUCUCUGGAUGGAGACACAGACAGUCUGACCAACUCCCCAUCCUCCAGCAGCCUGGACACCUGGUCCGGACACAAGCUGGUCAAAACCUUCAACAAAUCUUCCAGUACCCACGGCCUUAUCCGCCCCCCCAGGAGAACCCCAGUUAGCACUGGGGGCCUGGGAGGCACCAACUCUGUCGUGGGAGGUAGUGGCUCCUCCUUCUCAGAGCUGGAUGGCUGUGGAUUGGACGACGAAGGAAAGCUGUCGCGCUCCACAACCGACAGCGAGAUGCGGAAGGCCCUGAGCUCCAUCUCCCAUGGGAGAACGUGCAGCUUUGGGGGCUUUGACCUGACCAACCGCUCGCUCCAUGUGGUCAACGCGGGCUCGGAGGCCAAUAGUAAAGAACAGGAGGCCAUAUACAGAGAAGUGGUCAAAUCCCCCACCACGUCUCGGAUCUCACUGGGCAAGAAGGUCAAGUCGGUCAAGGAGACGAUGAGGAAACGCAUGUCGAAGAAAUACAGCAGCUCCUUAUCCGAGCAGUCCAGUCCAGAUGGGGCCCCUGGCUCUCCUCAGUCCCCUCAGCCCGACACCGACUCUCUGGAGAAGCCGAAGCUUAAGGCCGGAGGCUCAGUGGAAAGUCUGCGUAGUUCACUCAGUGGACAGAGUUCAAUGAGUGGUCAGACAGUGAGCACCACUGACUCGUCAGCCAGUAACAGAGAAAGCGUGAAGUCAGAGGAUGGCGAUGACGAAGAGCCGCCUUACAGAGGACCGUUCUGUGGCCGCGCCAGAGUCCAUACAGACUUCACCCCCAGCCCCUACGACUCGGACUCCCUCAAACUAAAGCACGGUGAUGUGAUUGACAUCAUCAGUAAGCCUCCCAUGGGAACGUGGAUGGGCCUGCUGAACAACAAAGUGGGCACCUUCAAGUUCAUCUAUGUGGACGUGCUGAGCGAGGAAGAGGAGAAGCCCAAGAGGCCCGUGAGGAGAAGGAGGAAGGGCCGACCACCCAAACCCACAUCAGUGGAGGAUCUGCUGGAGCGCAUCAACCUCAAAGAGCACAUGCCCACGUUCCUGUUCAACGGCUAUGAGGACCUGGACACGUUUAAGUUGUUGGAAGAGGAGGACCUGGAUGAGCUGAACAUCAAAGAUCCUCAACACAGAGCCGUGCUGCUCACUGCCGUAGAGCUGCUACAGGAGUACGACAGCAGCAGUGAUCCAGAGCGUAGCGGCCUGUCAGGCUCCCAGGAGAAGCUGCUCUCUGAAGGUCGGGGCCUGGUGGGAGACUCUCCGCGAGACUCUGGGUGCUACGAGAGCAAUGAGAACCUGGAGAAUGGUAAGAGCAAAAAGACUUCCCGUUCCAGUCGUUCUUCAGCAGGCCUCCAGUCUCCAGACUACCCCACACUGCCCAUGACCCUUUCAACAGAGGCUCUGCAGCAGAACAGCAAGAACCAGCGCACAAAGUUCCCAAAAAGCUUCUUCAUCAAACCCUCCCUGAAAGGCUUCAACCUACUUGGUCUGCGCAAAGCCCAAAGACGGUCCCCCAUCCCAGCCAGUCGCAGCUGUGAGGACUUGGAUGGACCCACACAGCCCAGUGGGCCCUGGAAACGCUCCCACUCUCUGGGAGAUCUGCACUGGGAGCAGAACUUUGAGCAGAAUGAUCCAGGUCUGGAGCUUAAACUCACCAAGGAAGGACCCAAAUCAGGAAACACUAGUCCCACCAAGGUCUGUAGAGAUGAUGGUUCUCCAACUCAGAAUUGGACUCCAACCAUAAGCCCAAAAGGAAGAGCCAACAGACCACCUGUGCCCUCCCAGCUGCCUCUCCGCCCCCCUUGUCAACCCCCUCCAACCACCCAGUCAUCCAACCCUCCAGAGCUCCUCUCCAGUCCUUCAAGUCCCCCUGAUUCUAAUGCAAGUGGGGAGAGGGUCAUCCGGACUCACUCCAAAAAGCCUCCAGUCCCUCCCCCUGUUCCUGCCAAGAAGUCAAAGGAGAGACUAGCCAACGGCCUGCGACACCUCCCUCUCUCCCUGUCUUCCUCGCCAUCACCUACUGCCUCUCCUACCCACUCCCUCACCCGUUCUCAACCCAGCAGCCCUAUAAUUCGCAGCCCCAGCUACGGUGCCCCAGCUCUGCCUGCCAAGACCCCGAGCACCCCCGCCAGCCCGUGCGCCACCUCAUCCGCCUCAUCCAUGGGCGAGGAGUCGGGCACUCCACCAGCAGUGCAGCCUCCGUGGUUCUCGGAUCGGGGGGGCAAGGUGGCUGUUGCAAGAAAGAUAUCCCAUGCCAAGAUGGGUCCUGACCUGCUAACUCUCCUGGAGCAACGGCUGGAGGCUGAGGGCAUCGAUCUUACGGAGGAGCCCUACUCUGACAAGCAUGGCCGGUGUGGCAUCCCCCAGCCGCUUGUGCAGCGUUACUCUGAAGACCUUGAGCAGCCUGUCAAGGACGUGGCCUCCAACAUGGACCAGCUCCGAGUCAAAGAGCUGCGUAAACAACACCGCAUGGCUAUUCCUUCCGGAGGUUUGACAGAGAUGUGCCGGAAGCCUCUGCCCUCAGGUAACAUCAACACAGUCUCUGAUUGGCUCACCUCCAUCGGCCUGCCAAUGUACGCCACAUCUCUGGCGGUGGCGGGAGUUGACACGCUGAGUCGGGUGGCCUUGUUGACAGAGAGCGGUGUGUGGGAAGCGGGGGUGCGGGAUGAGAGACACGCUCGCCGGCUGGUCAGUGAGGCACGAUUGGUCGGCUCGCACAGAGCGGUGCAGUCCUAACCAUGUUGGUGGAGUCGUAUAAAAUAACAGGUAUCAACUCACUGGUCAGCAACAUCUCAUUUAAACACGGUCGGUGGGUGUCCAAAGACUGAUUGGACUCAACGAUCACACGAGUGACCACAGCACUACAGUACUUCCUGUCUUGCAUGUGUCAAAAGACUUCAAGUGAGCCCCCCUGCUCUCUGAUUUCCUCUCUUCAUCAGUCUGUCUUUUCUCAAAUGUUUACGGCAUUGAGGAGGUUCUCCGAACAGCCAAGACAAGAUAUCAGAUGCCUUUUUUUUUUUUUUUUUUUUAAAAAAGACCGUAGACUCACUCUGUGGGAUGGCUUCCAUUCUGAAGACGCCCCCAAAGUCUUAAAAUAAAGACUUGGAUCUGCCUUGAAGGAAGAUAGCACACUCUUUUGUAGGAUGGAUGAUUUUUAAAUACAGAAAGGACGGUUUACUUCCUGCAUAUUUCAGAAGUGUUUCAUUUUCAUCUUUCGUGGCAAGGCAACAUUAUCUGAGGGUCUUUUUGAAGGAGUAGCUCGGCCAAAGAGAUUUACUCCUCAUUAAGCGUUUCAUUCCCACUAAUAGGUUUCAUAACGACAAUGACAGAAUUCACUUCAUAUCUGGACUUUUAAUCAACUUAAUACAUACACCGAACUAUGAAUAAUUGGUGGUUUUGAGAUGGCUUAUUUUGUAUCAUGUUUCUGUAUUAUAGCAUAAUGCAUAUCUUCAUUUUUAAAAUGAUUUAUAUGUCAACAUUUGUGUUUGCCUUUUGAAUGUUGCUGCCUUAUUUUGAGGCCAGCUCUCAGUCAUUUCUAAGCUGAAACAGCUGACAUCACACCUUUUAUAUUUCAUAUUAUACUGUGUGUCCUAUUUCACUGCAUAUCUUGGAUGCACACCCUGCGCCGAUAUAAAUAGACGUCUUACAGAAAGCUCUGUUUCACUCAACUAAUAACGAUAAGCUUUCACAAAAACAAUACAUUCCCAGUAUAUCCAAGCACAUUUUAAGUUGCCUUACCAUUACGAAUGAAUAGCUUAAUCAAAUAAAACAUAUGUAUAUUAUGGGCCCAACUGUGCAAAAGGUGCAAGCCUUUUUGUUCUGAAUGUGUCUGAGAAAUAAUUGAGAUUUAAAAAUAUGUACACAAACACUCAGCCAGCGCAUUUCAACCGUACACAUGGAUGUGGACCACAAAACAUGCCUCUGAUGGAUUGUGGUGUCUAUACUUGUGAAGCUCAGAUGAUAAAACCACAAAACCACAGGCACGCUGCAGACGUCCUGUGUUUAACAUCCCUGUUCAACACAUUCACUGUACAGUUUCCAUACAGGGGUUUGUGGGACAAGGGAGGGAGGAGAAAAUAGAAACGUUCCAAAGACAGUUGACAUCUGGCCUGUCAUAUCUGGAAUUUAUUGGAUUGUCUACACUUUGAUUACCCAGUUGGUUUGAGGAAUUUGAUUUAUAGCUGAAUAAUAAACCGUUUGGGACUUUUUAAACACAUUAUAAUGUAGCUAUAUAAUCAAUGCAGGUCUGAAAUUCUUAAUUGGACUUUUCUCAAACACACUGAGGAUGGAUGGUAAGAACAGAUGUAUCAGGUGAAAAGUUGACCUUGAAGGUCAGCAUACACAAUGACACUAAAUAGUGAAUCAGGGAAACACUGCGUCGGGUCAGCCUGUUACAAAAACAUUGGGCUAUAAACAGAACUGAAAACAGCCAGAAACUCAUUGCUCUUUCAUUUGAGCACUCUGCAUGAAAUGGAGCCAACAUUUGGAUUUUUUUCCUAUAAUUUCUAACAGGAAAGUUCUGUCUUUCAUAGUCAGAACUGAACUAAAGACUUAUCCCAUGAUGUUCAUAUUAAAAUAUUUGACCCAAGUAUUAUUGCUAAAAUUAGAGGAUGUCUUUUUUUUUUUAUUGCAGUGGGCACUUGAUAAGUAGAUUUGAUUUGUUUGAUGCCUUUUCUCUCUUCAAUCAAAAGUGGUGCUCAGAGAAAGCGAUGGUCGGGGUCAUCGUCAAAAGAGUAAAAGACCCAAGAAAUGUUUUGUAAAGAAUAAAAAUACUGACACUGUAAAUGCACUUUAGAGGGUAAAUCUAGCUGUUUUAUAGGUGGAAUUGGCUACAUUUUGUUCACAGGUCCAUAAAUGGACAUUCGUUGUCAGGUAUUGUAAAGGGUUACAGUGGGUUUUACUGGUAUUUUAUUAGAGUAUUGAGUUCCCAAUGCCAAGUUUGAUAACCAUUCACGGGUUAAACUGUUCCAGUUAAUCACUUCCAGUUUGUUUUUGCAGUCUUAUAAAAAAUAAAUUAUUAAUUACAUAUAUGAAAUGCUUAGCAGAAGUUGCACAUUCUGUAUAUGUAAUUGAUAUUUAAAUAACUUAUUUUUUUCGCUUUUUUCAUAUCAAUUGUAAUUAGCUGUACUAUAUGAAUAGCAAUACCUUCCUGCAUAAUGCAUAUUGCUUUAGCCAGUGAGGAACUACAGUAUGUAUUGUAAAAUAUGUGUACAAAUUGUUUUAUUUGGUUUUCAUCUACCUAAUGAUUGUCCAUACAGAUUUGCUUGUGUAUUGAAACAACAAAAGUAAUGUCCAUAACUAUUUGUCAUUUCUGAAAUAUAAUAAAAACUGUUUCU